Messenger RNA from Bufo bufo (common toad), 1691 nucleotides. Its product is annotated as E3 ubiquitin-protein ligase RNF14-like. The record is from RefSeq and is a predicted model, not a curated record. The coding region runs from base 125 to 1435 and encodes 436 amino acids. NCBI's taxonomy places the organism in Eukaryota, Metazoa, Chordata, Amphibia, Anura, Bufonidae. The transcript has 8 exons. Gene Ontology annotation, molecular function: ubiquitin protein ligase activity; ubiquitin conjugating enzyme binding; zinc ion binding. Gene Ontology annotation, cellular component: cytoplasm; ubiquitin ligase complex. Gene Ontology annotation, biological process: protein polyubiquitination; positive regulation of proteasomal ubiquitin-dependent protein catabolic process; ubiquitin-dependent protein catabolic process.
UGUAAGUGUCUUCUUACAAGUACGGUUCACGUCUACUCCCUAUCCACACACACCUACAAUUCAAGUGUGAGAGGCUAAAGCAAAAUCAGAUAUCUACAAGGCAACAGUAAAGAACUAUAAGUCAAUGUCAACAGAAAACCAAGAGGGACAAGAGGACGAACUAUUAGCCCUUACCAGUAUUUACUCUGAAGACGAAUUUAAGAGGACAGAUGCUGCUCCAGGAGGAGAGAUUCAAUUGUGUCUGGAAUUACCUUCAGAAUUUGUAAUAUCUAUCAAAAGUAAAAGCGCAACAAACUCCUCUGCAGACAACUUAGAGGAUACUGUGUCCUUUCUGCCACCAAUUGUGCUGAACUUCGAACUUCCUGCAGGUUACCCAUCCACUACACCCCCGAAUUUCACACUAAGCUGCAAAUGGCUUUCACCGGCACAGCUGACUCUGUUAUGCCAGCAUUUAGAUGACCUCUGGGAGGAGAACUGGGGAUGUGUUGUCUUGUUUGCAUGGAUUCAGUUUCUGAAGGAGGAGACACUCGAUUACUUAAAUAUAAAAUCUCCAUAUGAGAUUGAUCUGUGUAGUGAUGGUCUACAGAGUUGUAUUCAAUCUGAAAAGACCUGCGCUGAUGGGGUCUUACUGGACAAGCGUGCCAUACAAGACGUGCAGUCAGUGCCUGCCCUGGUGAAAUACAUCUUGGACUUCAAUGAAGCUCAACAGAAGAAGGCUUUUGAUAGCAAACAAUACUUGUGCAAUAUCUGUUUUAUUGAGAAAUUGGGCAGUGAGUGCACCCACUUUAAGGAUUGCCAGCAUGUGUACUGUAAUAGUUGUCUCAAGGACUACUUUGAAAUCCAGAUUAAGGACGGACAAGUCCAUGCACUAAACUGUCCUGAACUAAAGUGCACGUCUGUUGCAACACCUGCUCAGGUAAAGGAUCUUGUAGAGGAGCCACUUUUCAGACACUAUGAUCGUCUCCUUUUAAAGUCAAGCUUGGAUUUAAUGGUUGAUGUCGUUUACUGUCCACGUCCAAGCUGUCAGACACCAGUCAUGCAGGAGCCAGAUGGUAAAAUGGGCAUUUGCUCAGUCUGCCAAUAUGCAUUUUGUGUCUAUUGCAAAAAGACUUUCCAUGGACUCUCCCCUUGCAUAGUAAAUGCAGCAAGACUUGCUGAAUUGGUUAAAGAGUAUCUGGCUGCUGACUGGAAAAAAAAGACGGAACUCAGGAAGAUAUAUGGGCAGCUCAAAAAGUCAAUUGAGGAGAUAAAGAGUAAGGAGUGGCUAGGGGAGAACUCUAAGCCCUGUCCUAGUUGUAAAGCUCCGAUUGAGAAAUUAAAUGGCUGCAACAGAAUGAACUGCAUUGAGUGUAAACAGAACUUCUGCUGGCUCUGCUUGAAGGUAUUACCCCAAGAAAACCCAUAUGAUCAUUUUGGGAAUGGAUGCAGAAUGUAAAGAUGAGUUUGUAAUAAUGGUCGACAUCUUUUUAAAGAAGAAGAUUCAUUUGUAGUUUUGCACCUGGGGUUCUUGCACUAAUAUUUCUUACCAUCACAAGAGUGUUACCUAACAGAAGAUGAAGAAGAAUUGGCAAACUAAAUCUUAUCAAGUAGACACAAUUAAUCCACCUCUUCUUAUUAUAGUUAACCUGAUUUAAUAAAAACAACAAUGAAAAGUAAAAUAAAUAAAAAAAAUAAAGAACACUGCUACUGCA